AUGAAUUUUACUCCUGGGGACAGAAAUGUGACAAAGGUCUGGAAUCAUCGGGACUUUGUUCAAGCUGUCAGCAUGAACGUGACCGUUGUGGUCCUGGGCAUCACCAUCAACUACAUCAGCGCCGCCAUGAUCUGCACGUUCACCAAGCAUGAUAUCUUCAAGCAGAACCCUCGCUACAUCCUUUUCGUCCACCUAGUGCUGAACAACAUGAUCCAGCUGACCACCAGCAUUACCCUUUUCAUCUGUUCCUACGCCUUCGGCACCAUUGUUGUCACCGUCUGUUUGCUGGUCAUCCUGCCAGCCAUCAUCACCACAAAUAACACUCCUCUGAACCUCGCUUUUAUGGCAGCAGAGUGCUGCAUUUCUGUCUGCAUGCCCCUCCGCUACGACUACAUAUGCACUGUCAAAAGAACAUAUAUCGUAAUUGGCAUCAUCUGGGCUAUAAGUUCUGCUUCUGUCCUGCCAGAUGUCUUCUUAAUGUUUGCCACUGAACAGAUGGAGUUCUUUCACACCAGAGUGUUCUGCAUCAGGGACACUACAUUCAGGAGCAGCUACAGUAAAUCCAAGAGGGACGUGUCUCACAUCCUGUUACUGGUGGUGGUUUGGCUCUCGCUGUUCUACUGUUACUUUAGAAUUUUGUUUGCGGCCAAAACUGUUAAUGCAGAUGCUAAAAAGGCAAGAAACACCAUCGUGCUCCACGGAUUUCAGCUCGUGUUGUGCAUGACGGUCUAUGUGCAGCCAAUGUUGACUCGGGUUCUCACGUACUCCUUCCCUAAAGGGACACGGCACAUAUACUUUUUUAAUUUUAUCAUACACCAAAUUCUUCCACGCUUUGCAAAUCCCAUCAUCUACGGGCUACGCGACAAGCACUUCAAAAAGUAUUUGAAAAGGUAUCUGUGUACAUUUAACAGCCAUUCAAAGACAACACCGAAGACGUCUUAA
This is a messenger RNA of Acanthochromis polyacanthus (spiny chromis), 942 nucleotides long. RefSeq names its product odorant receptor 131-2-like. NCBI's taxonomy places the organism in Eukaryota, Metazoa, Chordata, Actinopteri, Pomacentridae. Gene Ontology annotation, cellular component: membrane. Gene Ontology annotation, biological process: G protein-coupled receptor signaling pathway. The record is from RefSeq and is a predicted model, not a curated record. The transcript is spliced from 2 exons. Bases 1 to 942 code for a protein of 313 amino acids. Gene Ontology annotation, molecular function: G protein-coupled receptor activity.